AUGUCCGACCAGGGAGAACUGUACGAGAAUUCCUGGAUUCUGUACCGUGUCCUGGACAGGUUUAUAGGAAACCAAGGAAUGGAGAUAUCUAUUUCAUUUCAAGUGAAAUGUGUAGACAGAAUAUUGCAGAUAUUUUUGGUGCUACUUUUUGUAGUGGAUAUAGACAUUAAUGGACCAGCUAGUACUAUUUUAGAUGAUGAAUCUAACGUAGGCGUUGAUCAAGAUUGUGUUAUUUCUUUUCCGUGUAGAAGUUGGCCAAGAGAGGCUAAUGAGUGGGUCAGAAGGCUUCGACUGCAUGAUUGGCCAAAGGAAACUUUGCUAGAUGAGAUAGUGAAAGGCGGUUGCCAUCUUGUCCCUGUAGGCGAUAAAACGUCUGGUGAUACAUUCCUACAAUGGAGAAUUUCAUUUGUCAUUGCGGAACGGAAACUUGUUCAUUCUCUCACCCACACCCAAUUCUUAGUGUACGGUCUGCUCAAGUACUUUUUUAAACAGACAUCUGGAAUGUUAAAAAUCCGACUGGGUGAUGUAGAUAUCAUUUCAUCAUACAUUAUUAAAACCGCCAUAUUCUAUGCAGUAGAAAACACAGAUCUAUCAAUAUGGCAAGAAAAGAAUAUAUUUCUUUGUUUCAUGCUGUGUUUGAAGAUAUUGAUGACGUUGGUGAAUGCAGGAUAUUGUCCGAAUUACUUCAUCAAUAGAAACAACAUGUUCCUUGGGAAACUUCACAAUGAAAAUAAAGGAAAACUUCUUGGAUGUCUCAGUGAACUCUAUAACAUGACAUGGAACUGUCUAUCAGUUGGAACUUUCAUACAGCCGUCGAUAGGAGAACGUAUUUAUAGAGUGAGAAAUGGAGACUUGGAGUAUGUACUGCCUACACCACAACAAUUAGAAAGGGAACGUGACAUGAAAAUAUUCACUAAAUUAUUUGCAAUCCUUUAUUAUUCUGAUGCACUCCCCAUUACCUUGAAACUUCUCUCUAAUUCAACGUCAGACUUGGAUGAAUUCGUAGCUUACUUAUCUACUGCAAAGGUAUUGCAAUGUACAGGGAUGGAGAAUUUUAAGAAGCACAUUUCUGUUCGUGGAAAUAAAGAAAAGUACAUCUCCCUUAGGAAAUGUAAAAAGUUUUUGACCCCACUAGCCAGAACAUGUACAAGCCCAGGACUACUGACGUUGGCAACAUAUCACUACCAGACUGGGAAUUACAAGAAAACACUAGAAAUGUGUGAGCACAUGAUCUCUUCGUGGAAGGUUUAUGUCAGUGACUGUUCAACAUAUAAGGGCAAAGACAGGUACGAACGCAUGUAUUGUGGACAUGGGUACAAUUUACUACAUAAAUGCCAGGAGGCGUGUGCGUCAUUCGUCAGUUUUGAUAACAACUGUAUCCAGUUCUGUCCUUCUCAGUUACACGUGGAGUUAGAAGGAAUCGAUGAUCCUACAAUUCCCCUUUUCAUCCCUCCACUCCCUUACGCUGUGUUCCUGUCUUUCCUGUGUUACCACAAACUCGGCGACACCAGGAGACGUGAUGCAGAAUUGGACCACCUUCGGGAUGUGAAGUAUGACGAACAAGGGGCUGGUAAACACUGGAUUGUACAUAAUCUCCUUGGUAUCUGUUUUGAGAUAGUUGGAGAUAUAAAAAUGGCUAUGAGGGAGUACCAGGAGUCCUUGCGUGGCAAAAUAACUGUUCUUUUUUCCCAACACCCAGCCACAAAAAGAAUAGAACGGUUGCAACAGUCACAACAAAAAUAAUUUUAAAAUCUUCAUUGUAAAGAAUGAUGAUGUACAAAAGCAUCACACCAAAUGUCAUUAAAUUGAGACAUGGUUCGUGGUGUGGUAAUUCAGUAAGAAUGAUUGUUAUUUUCUUCUUCUCUUUUAGUCAUUAGAUGAUCAAGUUAUUAACAAUCCUCAUCAGUUACUCUAUGACAGGGUAUGACCAAGGAACCGGCGGUGUCAAUUCAAAUCAGGAUGUUGGCAUUGUCUUAAUUGAAAUUCUUAAACAUUUAAACAUUCUGCACAGAAAAUUAGAAGCCUGAUGCAGUUUGACAGUAUUCCGCUGAAACGGUUGAAUACUAUUUCGCUUAUAGACAUUCUAUGCAGAAUAUUAAGAGAACUUUAUAUGUGUGAUGCAGAUUGAUAUUAUUUGGUUAAUAAUACUGCUCAGAAUAGUCAGAAAAAAAUCAGAUAUCUGAUGCAGUUUUGAUAGUAUUCCGAUUAUAAAUAAACUGCCAAGAUCAUGAAGAGAAAAUAAGUUAUCUGAUACAAUUUCAUAUUGUUCCGUUUAUAGAUGUACUGCCCAGAUUAUUCAGAGAAAAUUGCAUGUCUGAUAUUAUUCCACUUAUAGACAUACUGCCAAGAUUAAGAGACAAAGAAGGUGUCUCAUGCAGAUUGAUAUUAUUCAGCUUGAGACAUUCUGUUCAGAUUAUAAAGAGAAAACAUAUCUAAUGCAAUUUUAUGUUAUUCCCCUUCUAGACAUACUACGAAAUUAUUCAGAAAAAAUUAGUUUUCUGAGACGGUUUAAUACUAUUCCGCUUAUAAAUAUACUGCCCAGAUUAUUAAGAGAAAAGAAGAUGUCUGAUACAGUUUUGAUAUUUUUUCGCUUAUAGACAUACUGCCAAGAUUAAUAUUAUUAACAGAAAAUAAGAUAUCUGAUGCAAUUUCAUAUCAUUAUAUUUAUAGACAUACUGCCAAGAUUAUCAAGAGAAAAUAACAUAUCUGAUAUUACUCCACUUAUAGACAUACUGCCAAGAUUAUUAAAAGAAAUUGAGAGGUUUAAUACUACACUGUAUUUCCCUUAUAGACAUGCGGUCCAGAAUAUUCAGAGAAAAUCAAAUGUUUGAUUCAGUUUGAUAUCAUUCUGCUUAUAGAGACAUGCUGCCCAGAUUAUUCAGAGAAAAUUAAAAUGACGGAUGUAAGUUUUUUUUAUAUAUUUUGCCAAUAUUGUAUCUUUAACUUAAUUCAUUUUUGGUAAUGAAAGCCUAUACAGUCAUCAAGCUGUACAGAUAGAUAUUAGGUGAUCAGUCUCGAGAAUUUACUCUUUAUAUAUGUUAAAGGACUCAAACAACUAAAUAAUUCAUUAUAUGUUAUUACUAGUGACCCCAUCCCUUUAUUUGCUCAUUUGAAGUUCAAAUGAUGUGAAAUCUAUAUCAAAUUUAAGUUUGAAGUUUUUUCUAUCAGAUAAAUGUUGUUACUGUAUAGGUUUAAUGGCAUAAAAGAGCACUCGAAAGUAGUCGAAAGACUAGUACUGUAACCCUGAUAUUUACAGUACACUGGGGAACCCCCACCUGGGGAAUUACUGCCCUUUUAAACCACGAAUCCUACGUCAUUCUAUUUUCAGUAGGAACGUAUAUUUGAUUUUCUAAAUCUCAAGACCCUACUCUUUAUUCUCGUAUAUAGAAAGUACCCAUUUCUGAUUUAUUAACUCAGGAAACAGCUACAAACCUAAGAAUCACAUUUUCCUCAGAGACUUGGCUCAUGUGAAACACCAGCUCAUUUGCUGAUUUAGUUUUGAGUCCUAAAUGUUACGAAAGACAAGGGUAUAUUGAACUUAAUGAAUAAUUGUAUAUCGACAUCAACAUUUUGUAAAAAAAAUUCCCUUUCCAUUUUUAUUUUUUUGCUUGUUUUUGUUUUGUAUUUUGUUUUGUUUUUUAAUAAUAAGACACAUUAGGUGACAUCAUGCUAUCAAGGUUAUUUAUAUCAUACACAAGGUUUUACUUGUUGCCAAUUCUGCCAAUCACGGAAUCGUGAAUGAUUGUUACAUAUACACGAUUUGUGUGUGGGCGGCCAUAUUUGUUGUACACAUAUGUUAAUGGUGUGGCGGCGUGUGACGGGGUAUGCCUACUCACAUUUGGUACACGUGAUAGGUGUGGUGUGGAUGUGUGUGGAAUAACUGAAUUUUCAGCUUCACAUGUACAUAUAUGUAAAAUAUCAAUGACAUUUCCAUAUAAUAGGUUGGCAUAGUUGACCGAUGUACUGUUAACAUAGAGUUGACGCACACAUGUACUGUUGGCAGAGUUGACACAUGUAUUGUUGCCAGAGUUGACACAUAUACUGUUGACACUGAUUGACACAUACACUGUUGUCAGAGUUGACACAUGUACUAUUGUAAGAGUUGACACGUACUGUUGACACUGAGUUGACACAUAUACUGUUGUCAGAGUUGACACAUGUACUGUUGUCAGAGUUGACACAUGUACUGUUGUCAGUUGACACAUUGUACUGUUGUCAGAGUUGACACAUGUACUGUUGACACUGAGUUGAUACAUAUGUACUGUAGUCAGAGUUGACACAUGUACUGUUAAAACACAGUUGACACACAUGUACUGUUGACACUGAGUUGACACAUGUACUAUUGUAAGAGUUGACACAUUGUAAUGUUAACACAGAGUUGACACAUAUGUACUGUUGUAAGAGUUGACACAUGUACUGUUGACACUGAGUUGACACAUGUACUGUUGUCAGAGUUGACACAUAUACUGUUGUCAGAGUUGACAUAUUGUACUAUUGACACUGAGCGGACACAUGUACUGUUGUCACUCAGUUUACACACAUGUACUGUUGUCAGAGUUGACACGUGUACUGUUGUCAGAGUUGACACAUAUACUGUUGACACUGAGUUUACACACAUGUACUGUUGACACUGAGUUGACACAUUUUACUGUUGUCAGAGUUGACACAUGUACUCUUAACAUAGAGUUGACACAUGUUGGUUUUUCAGCAUGUUACCGGUAAUUAAAACAGAACUACACUUUCAUCACUAAUUUUAUUUUACACCAAGUAUUGUGUUACAUACAGUUGAUGACUUAAAAAGUACAAAUAAAAAAUUACUACAUACAUCUUUAAGUUGAUUUUGUGUUAACAUGUUAACCAAUGUCAUGCAUUUUAGAUGAAAUCUGACAAAUAUUGAAAAAGGUUAAAAAAAAUUAUUAAAUGUGUUCGUCAUUAAAUAUUUAUGUUUUUGGAAAGAAAACCAGUUUGUAUAAUAAUGUUGUACAGUGUAUAUCCAAAACUUUACAAUGGAACCUCUCUAAAAUGAACCCCUGCUUAAAACAUAUUUCUGUGGUGUACAUGUAGCUCUCACCUGUUACCUAAUGGUGCUAAAAAUAUUUCAAAUAACUAAGUUGAUUGAUAACAUAACAGGCCAGUUAUUGUUGUUGUACAACAGGAAGGUUCGUUAAAAGUUGAUCAGGGUAAUUUUUAAACAAAAAGCAUUUGAUCCUUAUAGAUAACAGUUGUAAUAUCACCAUGACCUAUACAUAAAUAAAUAGAGUAAUCAUGCAGAUAAGAUAGGACAAAAAACAAUACAUGUCAUACAUCAUUCAAAUCAUUAUGGAUCUUUAGAAGAAGUUGUUUGAAUUAUUUUUAUCCUUUCAAUUUGACCUUAAACAAUUUUUCCCCCCCCCUCUAGGCAGUAAAUUUAUCCCCUGGAGCAGUAAACCUAAACCUCUCCUCUCGGGCAGUAAGCAUAUCCCCCCGAGCAGUAAACCCCUCCCCUGGGGCAGUAUACAUCUCUCCUUUGGCAGUAAACUUAUCCCCAGGAGCAGUUAACCCCUCCCCUGGGGCAGUAUACAUCUCUCCCUGGGCAGUAAAUUUCUCUCUCGGGCAGUAAACUUAUCCCCCGGAUCGGUAAACCUAAACCUCUCCCCUGGGGUAGUAAACCCCUCCCCUGGGGCGGUAAACAUUUCCCACUUGGCAGGUAAGCAUUAAGUGGCUUUUUAUCAACUCUUGGUCUUCAGAAGAGGCAUUGGUCAAUGCCAUCACACAGCUAUAUCAGGUGCAUGCACAUUGGUUAAGGCAAGUUAAACAAUAGAAAAUAGCUACAUGUAUGCACCAAUUAAUUAAUAAAUUAGUGGUAUAUGGGAAAGCUAAAGAGGUUCCACCUUAACUGUAUUCUGCAAUAUUUAGAGAGAGCAGAAGUCAUGCAACACAUCUCAUUCUUAUAUUUAGAUGAAAAUUUUGGUAAUAUUACUCUGUAAGCCAUACUAUCGUGAAGUUUCAAAGUAACCAAGGAAACUCCAGGAUAUCCAGACAUCAACACAGAAGCAUUCCAGGAAAAAUCCAGACAUCUACAUUCACCGGAAAAAACUUUUCGAUUUUUAAUCUACAUGAUCAACUAAAUAUACAUGACAUCGGGAAAAAGAGAGUCAAAAACAUAUCUGAAUAGAAUAUUAAAAUAUUUGUUCUUUUUUCACAUGUAGAUACGAAAAAAAAAAA
Molecule: messenger RNA, 6204 nt
Organism: Pecten maximus
Lineage: Eukaryota; Metazoa; Mollusca; Bivalvia; Pectinida; Pectinidae
Exons: 2
Coding region: 1-1743 (580 amino acids)
Source: RefSeq, a predicted model, not a curated record